AUGGAGGGCGGCCCAGAGCAGCUGCAUCUGCCCAAGGCACUAGGGGAGAAAGGGGAUGGGCAGGCCUUGGCUGAAAUCCAGGAGUUGGCUCUGAAGUGGUUCAUGGAGACUCAGGCCCCCUCUAUCUUGCAGAACGGAGCUCUGCCCCCCUGGUUUCAUGGAUUCAUCACCCGCAAGCAGACAGAGCAGCUACUCAGGGACAAAGCUCUCGGUUCCUUCCUCGUCCGCCUCAGUGACCGGGCCGUUGGCUACAUCUUGUCUUACAGGGGCAGUGAUCGCUGCCGCCACUUCGUCAUCAACCAGCUCCAAAAUCGACGUUACCUUGUCUCCGGAGACACCCUCAGCCACAGAACCCUGGAAGAACUCCUCCGUCAUUACCAGGAGGUGCAGCUUGAGCCCUUUGGAGAGACCCUUGCUACUGCUUGCCCACGGUUAGAGGAAAAUGACCUCUAUGAUGCUGUCAACACGGGCCUCCAGCAGACUAGUCUAGGCCUGGAAAACCCAGCUGCCAUGGGAUUUCCCAUUGUGGUUCCUGAGAAGGCCACGAGCCCCCGCCUUCCUGCAAAACCUCAGAUCUCCUUCCUGCACACCAAGAAAGGCCUGGAUGUGAAUCCCUGGACAGUCUCCAAAGAGGAAAGUGCAGAGGCACCCACUAGAGGGCCCCCUAUUCCCCAGAGGAGUCCCUCUCUUCUGGAUGAGCCUUCUGCAGGCCCCAGCGACAUCAUAUACGCGGACCUGAAGAAGACAAACCAGGCACAGCAAGGCUUGGGCAUAGACGUAUCUAGCAGGCACAGGCUAGCUCCAGCUGGCAGCCUGGCUUGUUCCCCAGGCAGGAAGCCCUCAAGGAAACUCUCAGAUGAAGACCAGAACAAUCCCAACAACCCAGAGCCUGCCCCAUGUGGGGUGAAGACAGACCAGAGUGCUGCCAUGUCUUAUGCUUCCUUAGGAUUUUCCCUGCCCCCCAAUUCUGAGGUCCCAGGAUCACGGGCUGCUACUUGGAGACAGGGGUUUCUAAAGCUGAGCCACGAGGCUCAGUCCUCCUCUGAGGCCAGUUCUACAGAUACCUACCAGCUUGCUGGGACUACAGGCCUACGACAGGAGGGUAAGGACAGACCAGGCCAAGGAAACACUACUUAUGAGCAGAUUCCAACCUUCUGGCAUGGCACUGCCAAGCUCCCAUACCCUGAAUUCAGCUCCACAUACAGCCAGCUAUUAGGGCCCAUGGACUGUGGCUUUGAGAUCUCAGGGACUUCUCGGGUCCCAGAGCCAGGGAACAACUAUGAGCAAAUCCCAGCCUCCAAGAACAAGGACAUUGGACGGGUGACCAAGCCUGACAAGUUCCGGAGGCUCUUCUUCACGGACAAGAAGCACAAAUUCUGA
Microtus ochrogaster (prairie vole) is the source of this 1380-nucleotide messenger RNA. It is a transcript of the gene Sh2d7, whose product is annotated as SH2 domain containing 7. Gene Ontology annotation, cellular component: cytoplasm. Lineage: Eukaryota; Metazoa; Chordata; Mammalia; Rodentia; Cricetidae. The record is from RefSeq and is a predicted model, not a curated record.